AUGUCUGGAGAUGAACUUCAUGUUAUUGUCAUCGGCGCGGGUAUAACCGGGUUGCUUAUCUGCCAAGCUCUCAAAAAAGCUGGAAUUCGAUAUUCAAUAUUUGAACGGGACGUAGCAUUGAACUACCGCAGCAAUGAAUGGACCAUGGCAAUCCACUGGGCACUUCCUCUGCUGGAUGAGAUUCUGCCAGGCGAAGUGCGGGAGAAGCUUCCGACAAUAGCUUGCAACCCGGUUGCCGGCAUUCAUUCAGGCCUAUAUCCCAUCAUUCACGGCGAGACCGGGGACUUGAUAACGGGGGUACCAUAUAAAGAUGGGCUGCGAGUUCCACGAAGCCGGAUGCGUGAGCUAUGUGCUGAGGGAAUCGACGUUCAGUACGGAAAGUGCCUUGUUGAUGUUGCUUUCAAUGAGAGUGGCAAGGGAGUGAUAGCCGCUUUCUCCGAUGGUACACUGGUGUCGGGAUCUAUCAUUGUUGGCGCGGAUGGAUCACGUUCACGAGUGCGGGAAACAGCAAUGCGUGAUCCAGAAAAGGCUUCUGUCACCAAAUUCCCCAUCUUCCAUACGAACAUGACGGUAUGCUAUAAUGACGCGGAGAAGGCAAAGUACGUCCGCGAAAGAUAUCCCACUAGCUAUCUCGCGCUGAGCGAGAAGUGCUUCCAUGCAUUCCAAUCCAUAUCAAGCAUGCCAGACGGGCCUGACCACCCGGAGUCUUGGGUUUUCCACAUGGCAAUGGCAUGGUUGGGGGACUCUGACAAUACAAUGGGUUACCCAGAGCGCCUCGCAUUGAUCAAAGCUCGCGCCGAGGGAAUGGGUGAGCCUGCUCGUUCGGCGUUCCUCUGGAUGCCAGAUGACACUGAAGUUCACAAGGCGGAUAUCAGCUACUGGAUUAGCCAACCGUGGGAUAAUAGACACGGCCGUCUGACCCUCGUUGGAGACGCAGCACACCCCAUGCCACCAUACCGCGGGCAGGGGCUCAAUCACUGCAUCUGUGAUGUUUCCCAUCUUUUGGCUGCACUACUUUCCGUCUGCCAGGGAACGAACGCGCUGGAAGAUGCUAUUAGGGCUUACGAGGCGGAGAUGAUUCCGCGAGGGAAGGAAGAGGUCUCCUGCUCGGUGGAAAAUGGCCUAAUGCUUCAUGACUGGAACAAGAUCCAGGAGAGUCCAGUGUUCCGUCGUGGAUUCAAACCCAUGGAUGGUCACAGUGCCGUUCAGGAAAAAGCAGAAGUUACAAGCUCCUAG
Molecule: messenger RNA, 1236 nt
Organism: Aspergillus terreus NIH2624
Lineage: Eukaryota; Fungi; Ascomycota; Eurotiomycetes; Eurotiales; Aspergillaceae
Product: FAD-dependent oxidoreductase
Exons: 6
Coding region: 1-1236 (411 amino acids)
Molecular function (GO): FAD binding
Source: RefSeq, a predicted model, not a curated record